GUGUGUGUGCGCGGGUGUCGUGUGAUGAAGGCAGACGUGCAGUCGAGGUGCAGUACAAGGGUAGCGACACAUUUAAGGAAUGUCCCGAAGGUACCUCAAUCGAUGUCGAAUCCUCUGCGUUCCAAAGGGGUGGUAAGAUCAAGUGCCCCAAGUACGAUGAGGUGUGCACCAUCACACCGGAUGGCAGAAGCAGAUUGUCCAUNGGACACAUCUCUGCAGAAAGAUCAGGAAAAUAAAGAAGCCACUGCUGACCACGCACCGGCAUCAACUUCCUCCACUACUAAUUCCAUGAAUGGUUCACGCAGAAGAAGGGAUAUUGGCGCUGCUGAUAAUGCUUCCACACCGACCAAAGAAACUCAAGCUGCUGCCGCUGCAGGUACGACCUCACCAAGUGGAGAAGAGAAUGCAAACACCAAUGCGCUGUCACAAUAUCCAGGGGUUGUGAAUCAAGCUCAAAUUAACAAUAUGCAGAAC
Messenger RNA from Trypanosoma theileri, 474 nucleotides. RefSeq lists its product as uncharacterized. The annotation marks the transcript as partial. The record is from RefSeq and is a predicted model, not a curated record. NCBI's taxonomy places the organism in Eukaryota, Euglenozoa, Kinetoplastea, Trypanosomatida, Trypanosomatidae. The transcript has a single exon.